GAUCUUCAUGUUCAUGUCCAUGAAAGUGAGCUCAAAAAGCAAAGACAUUCUUAUUCAUUAUUCUUUCUUUUCUACUCAAUCCUCAAUGAAGGUAUAAACAAGAAACCCACAUCCACACGACACAAACCAGUGGCUACUACAAAUGAUCAAAACAGAGAUCAUCAAAAGAGAGGCUUUUUUUUUCCCAUUUAUCAUUCCCCAAAAAUGAUCAAGAACUUGUCUCCCAGCAUCACAAAGACCCGAAUGCAUAUACACUCAUUCGUCACCGAAAGCCUAAUACUCGAAAUCCGAGAAGCUGUUUCCACCACUAGCUUGACGUUUACAUACAUACAUCUUGAUAGUAUAACGCAGCAGCAGCAGCAGCAGCAGCAACAGGCACAUGCCAAAAAGGAAAUCAUGUGAAUACAUAGGAAACUGUUUAGUCCAUAAGAAAAACAAAAUGAUGAAGACUCUAAAACGGACCUUGUUAGUUUUCAAUGUAGCCAAUUAGAGAAUGUUUUGGCCCUUUCUCCUCACCCCUCAAUUCACAAGUUCAUGAACAAUCUCAAUAUCUUCAGGAAUCUCUUGUGGUACUCUUCGUUUUGACAAACAAAAAACCAGCUUCAUACACAUCAAUGCACAUAAGCCACCAAAACUCUGCAGAAACAACAAUUCAAUUCUAGAACUUAAUCAGAGUUAAAGAAAGAAAGAUAAAGCUUCGAUCUUUUAACCACUUCCCUGUUAAUCGAGACUGAGUCUCAGCUCCAUAAUCACAUCAUAGAAAGAUAAAACCUGGAUCUUUUAACUACUUCCUCUGUUACAUGCUCUGUUCCAGCCAUGGAAAAGUGAUUCCUCUGAUAAAGUCUCCGCCAACGAUAGUAUCUGAUUACACGAGAUGAUGUUGAUCGAUGAGUAAAUAGAGAGAGAAUACGAAAGCUUUCAACUUUGGAAGAAUCGGAGCCACGAGCGCGUGAAUCGCCAACAUACUCUGUUUCGCUUACUCUGUUUUUUUUUUCCUUUGUAAAGUUCUUAAAUUUAAAAUUAAUUCCGAAAAUAGAUAGAAACUGAUGAUACUAGACGAUGCUCAUCGAUGCGUAGAUAGAGAGAGUUCGAAAGGAGUCAGCUUUGGAAGAAUCGGAGCCACGAGCGCACGCAUCUCUCGUUCCCUCAGAACCGUAACCGCCUCCCGGUUAAUGAGCAACGUACCGGAGAAUACCGUAUACGGAGGACCCAAACCGCAAAACCCGAACCAGAGAGUGACUCUGACUCAGCUAAGACAGAAACAUAAGAAAGGCGAGGCGAUAACCGUCGUCACCGCUUACGACUACCCUUCCGCCGUUCACGUCGACACAGCCGGAAUCGAUGUUUGUCUCGUCGGAGACUCAGCUUCCAUGGUUGUCCAUGGCCACGACACAACUCUUCCCAUCUCCUUAGACGAGAUGCUCGUUCACUGCCGCGCCGUUGCUCGUGGUGCCAAAAGACCACUUCUUGUCGGUGAUUUGCCCUUUGGUGCAUACGAGUCCAGCACCAUUCAGGCGGUUGAUAGUGCAGUUAGAGUGUUGAAAGAAGGAGGGAUGGAUGCUAUUAAGCUAGAAGGAGGGUCACCGUCACGGAUCACUGCUGCUAGAUCCAUUGUGGAAGCAGGGAUUGCGGUUAUGGGACAUGUUGGUUUGACUCCUCAAGCUAUAAGCGUUCUUGGUGGGUUCAGACCACAAGGGAGGAACAUAGCUAGUGCUGUUAAGGUUGUGGAAACUGCAAUGGCUUUACAAGAAGCUGGAUGCUUUUCGGUUGUGUUAGAAUGUGUUCCACCUCCUGUGGCUGCUGCUGCAACCUCUGCUCUUCAUAUUCCAACCAUUGGCAUUGGAGCUGGCCCUUUCUGCAGUGGACAGGUUUUAGUCUACCAUGACCUUCUGGGAAUGAUGCAGCAUCCACAUCAUGCUAAGGUUACUCCAAAGUUUUGCAAGCAGUAUGCUCAAGUAGGAGAAGUUAUCAACAAAGCUCUCUUGGAAUAUAAGGAAGAAGUAUCCAAACACUCGUUUCCAGGUCCUUUUCACAGCCCUUACAAGAUCUCCUCAAACGACUUGAACGGAUUCUUAAGCGAGUUACAGAAACUGGGGUUAGAUGAGGCUGCUUCUGCUGCGGCAGCAUCAGCUGAGAAGAUGGAGUCUUCAGCUUCACUCUCUUCUCAGUGACAAAGCUGUAGAAGCUCUCUUACAUCAUGAGUAGACAGACAUGGUUUGAAGAAAUAAAAGUCCUAUAUAAUAAGGGUUGAUAGGAGUUUUUCCGGAAUGUGAUCCAUAAGAGUUAUUUCAGAGUUGUUCAGUUCAGGGUAGUAUCAACCCUUUAGCAAAACUAAGUGAUAGUUUUAUGAAUAAAAUAAAGAUUUGUCCUCAUUGUGUGAUAUAUUAUAAAGAUUUAUCCUAGUUUACAAGUA
Brassica napus (rape) is the source of this 2413-nucleotide messenger RNA. Its product is annotated as 3-methyl-2-oxobutanoate hydroxymethyltransferase 2, mitochondrial. Lineage: Eukaryota; Viridiplantae; Streptophyta; Magnoliopsida; Brassicales; Brassicaceae. The transcript is spliced from 6 exons. The coding region runs from base 1047 to 2171 and encodes 374 amino acids. Gene Ontology annotation, biological process: pantothenate biosynthetic process. Gene Ontology annotation, molecular function: magnesium ion binding; 3-methyl-2-oxobutanoate hydroxymethyltransferase activity. The record is from RefSeq and is a predicted model, not a curated record. Gene Ontology annotation, cellular component: mitochondrion.